Messenger RNA from Dendrobium catenatum, 1241 nucleotides. RefSeq names its product ribosomal RNA small subunit methyltransferase nep-1. Bases 207 to 833 code for a protein of 208 amino acids. Lineage: Eukaryota; Viridiplantae; Streptophyta; Magnoliopsida; Asparagales; Orchidaceae. The transcript has 7 exons. Gene Ontology annotation, molecular function: rRNA binding; rRNA (pseudouridine) methyltransferase activity. The record is from RefSeq and is a predicted model, not a curated record. Gene Ontology annotation, biological process: rRNA base methylation. Gene Ontology annotation, cellular component: nucleolus; small-subunit processome.
UAUUGAUGUCUAGACUUAUCUCUAAGUCCCCGGACCUAAUAAUUUUCGCUGGAAUCGGCGGCUCCUUCUCUUCUUUCGUUUUCCUGCAUAGGAGUGGGGCAGGUGAGAGUGGAAGAAAGGGGUGGCGGCGUUGUUUUUCCCCUGUUUGUUCGUCCCCAGCUGGCUAAAGGAGAGAGGAAGGCAGGGUUGCAUUCCUUGGCAGCUCGAUGGAAAACAGCAGGCUUACAAUUCUCUUCUUUUCUUCGGCUUCCUGCGUGCGAAUAAGAAAAAUAGCAGUGAAGAGUAAAGAUCCUUCUGAUUAUUGUCCUGACAUUGUUCAUCAGGCACCUAUUGCUAUAUUGGAUAGCCUCUUAACUAAAGCUGGUAGGCUUCGAGCUCUAUAUGUACGUUCAACACGGCAUGCACUCAUCGAAGUCAAACCACAUGUUCGUGUUCCAAGAACCUUCAGUGCAGUUGUUAGAAAAGUAAAAAAUUACUGCCGUAGGCAAACGUGCGAAGCUUCACCUCUGAUUAAGAAUCCUGUAACAGAUCACUUACCUGUUAACUCAAGAAAAGCCUUUGUUGCUGCUGCUAGUGACAUUGUCAACCUUGUUUUUAUGGUGGGUGCUAUGGCUCAUGGAGUCAUUGAUAAAGGAUUUAUAGAUGACUUCAUAUCAGUUUCAAAUUACCCACUCAGUGCAGCUUGCUGGAGCAGAAAUGGAAGAUACUAUAAGUCAACUUCAUCUCGAUGUGAUCUUUUUCUGACGCUGGGACUAAUUCUGAAUCAGGUCUAUGUAUUCCGCCAAUCCCUUGGCAUUUUUUCGGCUAGUGAUUUGUAUAAAUUUUUGCUAUAAUUUGUUUAAUUAUGUUGAGAAUAGAUAAUUAAAAUGCUAGUUUAUGCUUGCACUUUUUUUUUUCCUGAAUUUGCUCGUUUAGUUUAUUUGAUGAUGAUUAUGAUUUUUGUUAGUUUGUAAAGUCCGCAGAUGCCGUACUAAUUCUUAAUCAGGUGGCUUCUUGACAUGGCUGCAGGAAAGCCCAUGUAAUUAUUGGAAGCAUGUAGUUAUUCAAAGUAAUUGAUUAGUUUAUAUGUAAUUUAUGGUGAGAAAAUUUGAAUGCAAGUUUGAGCUUUGUAUAAAUUUUGGAUCUGUGAUUAGCUCAAUUACCUCAUUUUGAUGAUGAUUGUGUUGAUGUUUGUGCCAUUAAUUGUGUACUCAUUUGGAGUUUUUUAAUCAUAAGGAUAGCUUGCUGUCUUGCUGGUGGAA